Phoenix dactylifera (date palm) is the source of this 2363-nucleotide messenger RNA. Lineage: Eukaryota; Viridiplantae; Streptophyta; Magnoliopsida; Arecales; Arecaceae. The record is from RefSeq and is a predicted model, not a curated record.
UCCGGGGAUUGCCGUCGAUGGUUUGUUGUGUGCGUAUGCGGACCGGAAGAUCUACCGUUGGGUUGGCUCAAAGGCACGUUAGAUCGGAUCCCGCAUAAAACUUCUGUGGAGACGUUAGGAGGUAAAAGGAGCCAUUCAAUCGACGGUUGACAUCGGCCAAUUCCGUGCUUCUCAGGCGCGACGGGUGGAUCGCGUCAAUGACUCCUCAGCUACCGCCACCAUUUUUUUUUAAUAAAUCCAGUCCUGGCUUUCAUCCGAGCAAGGAUCGUGCGAAGAGCUUCUCUCAGGGUUGCGGAUUUCGCCGCAAACAGGUGUAACCGACCCCGACGGGUUCGGAAGCCAAACCUAAGAUAUCUGGCGUCUCUAGACCAUGCCCCAUGGACGACAACCACCGCGUCGACUAGCCAUGCACGUGGAGAAGGAGAUGAUCGAGAAGAAGCUGGGAGUGUUAGGAGGAAUGGGUCUACUGAGGAGUCCGUUGCGAAGACGGGGAAAUGGAGAAUGUUGGAGCGAAGGGCGGAAACCAUGCACAACGCGUCGAUGGGUGAAAGUGGGAAGCAUAGAGCCGAAGUGACAACCCCAUCUUUCGGUGGUCAGUUAUCAAUGGGCCACUGUAUGAGAAAUCAAUGAGAGUGGGAGCGAGGGGAGGAGGGUGUGAAUUUAUCUAUGUUUGUUUUGGUUUCAUUGGGUUGCUCUCACCCCAAAGUAGAGCUAGUAGAGGUCUCAUCCGAGCUAUUGAAAAUAAUAUUCUUCUUUCUCUUUCUUCCUUACUUCAACUAUCACUUCUCCUUCCUCGUCUUGGGUUGGGAUGUGGAGUAUAACUGGGAUCUAUCAACUGGUAUCAGAGCCUGGUUAUGUCAAACAAGGAAAGAAUAGAGCGGUUGGAAGCUGAGACGAGUACCAUGCGGGAGGAACUGUGUGGCUUGGAGGCGCGGGUUGAUGGGCGACUCGUUGAGAUCUUGGAGGCUAUUCGACACCAUCAGAUCAUUGCCCAGUCGCCGACGCCGUUCGAGCAACUUAUGUCCCCUCCUCUUUCACCAAGGGGGGUGGUUUCGGACGGACGGAGGAACUCGCGAUGGUCCAACGACAUCCACGAAUGGACUUCCCGCGGUUCACUGGAGAUGAUCUGAUUGUUUGGUUGGAUCGAGCCGAGCAGUAUUUCGACGGCCAAGGAGUCCCUAUCAAUCAACGGGUAGCAACUGCCUCGUUCUACUUAGACGAGGAAGCUAACCACUGGUGGCAGUGGUUACGAGGAGCAUACCAAGAUAAAGGGGCCACCAUUACUUGGAGGGUGUUCGAACGAGAGUUGUUGGCUCGGUUUGGACCCAACGAGUAUAUGAAUUUUAACGAGAAACUCUUCCGAGUUCAGCAACAAGGCUCGGUGAGAGAAUAUCAAUAGGAAUUUGAGAAGCUGGCUAACCGAGUCUGGGGCUGGCCACAAGACACGCUCAUCGGAACCUUCAUUGGAGGGCUAAAGGAAGAGAUCGCGAAGGAGGUACACAUGAGGCAGCCACACUCACUCCGAGAAGCAAUCACGGUUGCUCGCAUGAGGGAGGAGAGAUUGGAGCAAAAAAGGAAGGCCACCCGAAGCGUUCCUCCACGACUUACCGACAUCCCACGGAUGCCCAACCCGAGUUUCCUUGCACCGCGGCUACCGACGCCGAUACCGAUCUGGCGCAUCACAUGGGAGGAGAUGCAGCAACGGCGGGAGCGAGGACUUUGCUUUAAGUGCAAUGACAAAUUCACUUCAGGGCACCGGUGCAAGACUCCUCAAGUGCACUUAAUCGAAGCGGACCGAGAGGAGGACGCAGAAGGAGUUGGUGAUGGUGAACUCGACCUCCAUGGCGAGGGCCAGACCGAGGAAGGAGCGCAACCAGUGAUCUCUCUACACGCUCUCUCUGGAUGGACUGGACCGAAGACGAUGCGGGUGAUGGCGCGAAUACAAGAGCAACCACUGACGGUCCUCAUUGACAGUGGAUCAACUCACAACUUCGUGAGUGACCGCAUUGCCAAGCAACUUCAACUCCCCAUUGACGCCACUGUACAAUUCGGAGUCCGAGUUGCGAACGGAGAAAUUCUUCAGUGUCGGGAGAUGUUCCGGGCAGUGGAGGUUGAGCUGCAAGGGAAAAUAUUUCUGGUGAACUUCUACGCCCUGCCGCUUGUAGGGUUGGACGUUGUCCUCGGCAUCCAAUGGCUAGAAAAGCUGGGACCCGUGCUCUGCAAUUGGAAACAAAUGACUAUGAAGUUUUGGUAGGACGGACAGGAGUGUGGGCUCUCUGGACAACCGGCACGACCCGCUCGAGCCUUGGGUUUUCAGGGGAUACAGCGAGAGAUAAAAGAGGGGACUCAAUUUUUUGCUGUCA